Messenger RNA from Prunus persica (peach), 1094 nucleotides. RefSeq lists its product as uncharacterized. The coding region runs from base 467 to 832 and encodes 121 amino acids. NCBI's taxonomy places the organism in Eukaryota, Viridiplantae, Streptophyta, Magnoliopsida, Rosales, Rosaceae. The record is from RefSeq and is a predicted model, not a curated record. The transcript has a single exon.
CCAGGACAACAACACCCUCUCUGCAGUCUCCUUGUUUACCUGUUUUUAGUCUAUAUUGACUAACUUAAUCAAAGAAACCAAAAAAAUAAAAUAAAGAAACAAGAAAACGGACAAUUUCUUUUUAUGACUCAUCAUGAUUAGUCAAGAAAGCAAGUCAAUGUGUUGUUGAAAUCUAAAUCCAACCGCGUUAAAUGCGAUGUGCACUUAUAAGAUUGAUGAGAAGCUAUAUACUAUAACAAUAUAAAAACAUAUUAAAUAUAAAUAAAAUCCACGUAAGGGAAAUCACAUCUUCCACCCACCUCCAUACGACCAACGCUGCAGUUUCUUGCUUCCCUCUCUCUCCCUUCCUUCAAAACUCAUACAACACGUACCCGCAAAACACGCUCUACGCCAAACCCUUACAACCAACCAAUAAAAAUCCCAAUAUAACCACACGAGAAAGAUAGAACCCCCCGUUUCUCUUUCUAUGUCUACUUUUCCAAACCAAUUCUCUUCAAUGGAAAAAUCGUCUCGAAAAACCGAUCGUCCUGAUAAGGCCAUGACCGAGUCAGAGUUGGCCGCGGCGCAGCAGCUGAUGCAGCUUAGCGACGAAGAUAACAACAAUAACAGCAGCAGCAGCAGCAACAAGAACACUAAGCACGAGGGUGAGGAGGUUGAUCAGAGGCCGUUGAUCAAUGUGAUCACAUGGGCAAAGAUUGAAGAGAUUUUUGGGAAAGAAGAAGAUGUUGAUCGGCCCAAGAAGCGAAGAUACCGGUCUCUUGCGAGUAUUUAUCUGACGAGCAAACCAGUGAAUGCAGGAUCAGCACAUGGGAAGAAGGUGAGGACAUUUUAAAAGGAGAAACCCUAAUGGGAAUUUUAGUCACUUAGCUAGGAGAAGGAGAUGGGAUUGGCUUAUCUUAGUUAUAACAUCUUUCUUAUCAAUUGCUUUUUGUACCAAGUAGAGAGAUUGGGCGUUCCCCUUGCUUAAUUGCUGCAUAAUAUUUCUUAACCCUUCUUGCUCAUUAAUCCUAAUUUCUUUUAGUCUGUUACUGCAAUGGAAACUUGAGGGAUUGGGUCAUUAAUAAUCCUAAAUAAUUAAAUGUUUCUAAUUAAUA